Molecule: messenger RNA, 1366 nt
Organism: Teleopsis dalmanni
Lineage: Eukaryota; Metazoa; Arthropoda; Insecta; Diptera; Diopsidae
Product: rho GTPase-activating protein gacF-like
Exons: 2
Coding region: 200-1180 (326 amino acids)
Source: RefSeq, a predicted model, not a curated record
AUCUAUAUAACUUUGAUCAUUUUGGACAUACCAUGAAAUAUGUAGGUUUCUAAAUUAAUAGUUGCAAGAUUUGUGUUCAGCAAUAGUAAUUAUCAUCACUUCAAAUCACCAGCUACAUCAGUGCCAGUGAUUGCUGUUUGGAACUGUCUAAAAUUCAAAGAAGUCAUUUUCUUCUCAAAACAAUAAAUUUUAUAUUAUCAUGUCAGAUCACAAUCAACCACAAUGCAAUGGCAAACAAAACUCAAAUAAUGUAUUAAAAAACUUGAGCGAUUUAGUAGACUUUUAUAAAGAACUACAAACUUUUGCAGAACUUACAAAAGAUAUCUUAAAACAAUGCUCAAAUAUUAACAAAUGUAAUACUCCUUCAGCCGGUAAAAGUACACAAUUGGUAAGCAACUCAUCUCCUUGUCAUCAUCAUAAUUCCGAACAACAGAUACAACGCCCAACUGCGCAAACAGAAUUAUCGGAAAACUACGAACAAGAAGAAAGUUGCCCUUCGAAUAAACGCCAAAAAUUAAGUUUACAGUAUAUAAGCAAACCAGUUAAUAAUUAUGUAUCUCGUACACCGCCUUGGCCUGAGAAGCACAAAUUGUCUUCACAGUAUAUAGAAUUAGAGAUUCCGAGCUAUCCGAUGUCUAAAUAUCAGAUGCCAUCAAAACCAAAUGAUCAAAAUGUAGUAGAAAAUACCGAUUCAAUGAAAGACUGUGAAGAUAACACUUCACGAUGCUCGGAAUAUAGUGGUGAACAGCAAUAUCCAGAAAAUGAAGAAGAGUUAUGUGUUUGUAAACGUUGCACAUUCGAACUAGAUGACUCCAGCAAUGACAGCGUUUUUAGUGACUGUUGUUCUGAUGACAAAUGCUGUUAUAACAGCAGUAAAGAGAAUAAUGCCAUCGAAAACUUAAAUGCAACCGCGAACAGACCUGCGACUCCUGACAAUCCAAUUCACGAAAAAUCAACAUCAAUGAAUAAUUAUCAUGUCAGAAAUUCAUGUGUUCAAUUUAUAAAUGAUGGCACACCAAUAUGUCCCAAAACAUUGACAAGAAGUAGCUCUGAGCAAAAUAUUCGUAGUUUAGGAACCUCUUCUGCAAAACGAAGCUCUGAACCAAACAUUUCUGAUCCUACAGGAAAACAGGUUGAAAUAAAUUUCUUUUUGAAAUCAAAGAAGCGUCGUAAAUCUUGAUCUAUGAAAAAUAUUGAAAUAUAUUUGUGAUAGAAGAAACAUCUGUUAACGAAGACAAUAAUAAUAAGUUUAAGCAAAAUAAUCGUGAAAAGGAUAGACGUCCCAUAUUCCAAUUUUUUUUAUUGUAGCAAGUGUGGCUGCAAAUAAAUCUCAUCACAAAGUUUAAAAUAUAAAAAAAGUUAUUUA